UUCCCUCAUGUUCCGGGUUAUGAAGACAAACGGUGGUCACAUUUACAUUUGCUUAAAAUACUAACUUUCAAUACGCAAGUACUAUAACGAAAUUUUGUUCAAAUAAAUCAAAAUGAAUGCAUUAGGAGAAGGCAAGCUUUCUGGAGCUCAAAAGGAAGAGCUUAUGGAUCAAGUUAAACAACAAGUAGCAGUUUUAUUGGCCCAAGAAUUACUCCAAAAAAUUACUGACAAAUGUUUCAGGAAGUGCAUCACUAAGCCAGGUACUAGUUUGGAUAAUUCAGAACAAAAAUGCCUUUCUAUGUGUAUGGACAGAUACAUGGAUUCAUUUAGUCUAGUAUCUAGAACAUAUGCUGGUAGACUUCAAAGAGAAAGAGGACAGCUAUAGUUUCCUAUUAUAUAAAUUGAAAGAAAAACACCAUAGAAUGUAAUUUAUUCAAUAUGUUUGUAGCAUUAUAAAUUAUAAAGUUUUAACUGCAAUUUCAUGACUCAUAUGCAGACUUUUGUUUCGCCUUUUUAUUCAACCUUCAUGAUAAAUUUUGAAUGGCUGUAUAUUCAAUAAAAUUGAUUUUUUUUGUUA
This is a messenger RNA of Argiope bruennichi, 577 nucleotides long. RefSeq names its product mitochondrial import inner membrane translocase subunit Tim13-B-like. The record is from RefSeq and is a predicted model, not a curated record. The coding region runs from base 113 to 385 and encodes 90 amino acids. NCBI's taxonomy places the organism in Eukaryota, Metazoa, Arthropoda, Arachnida, Araneae, Araneidae. The transcript has 3 exons.